AUGAUAAAGACUCACCUGCCAGGGUAUGUAGGUGACUUUGACAAGCUCAAGGCCAAGGGUGCAGAGGUCAUCGCCUGCGUGGCCGUCAAUGACCCUUUUGUUAUGGCUGCAUGGGGGAAGGCACAUGAAGCCGACGGCAAGGUCAGAAUGCUAGCUGAUCUACAUGGGGAGUUUACAAAGGCGGUUGAUAUGGUCCUCGAUGCUACUCCAUUCCUUGGAAACAAACGAUCAAAGAGAUAUUCCCUCGUUAUCAAGGACGGAAAUGUGGUAGCAGUCAACGAAGAACCAGAUGGUACCGGUUUGACCUGCAGUCUGGCCGACAAUGUGCUUAAGCAACUGUGACAGAUGAAAACUGGAUCAGUCCAUUCUAAAAUGUAGAGUAGGUCAGGUUUAAUCCACAGAUUAAUGGAGCACCUAGUGUAAAUUCCUGUCAUUGAAUUACAAAAUAAAAGACAAAAAUCACAG
This is a messenger RNA of Strongylocentrotus purpuratus (purple sea urchin), 465 nucleotides long. Its product is annotated as peroxiredoxin-5, mitochondrial-like. Gene Ontology annotation, biological process: hydrogen peroxide catabolic process; cell redox homeostasis; cellular response to oxidative stress. Gene Ontology annotation, cellular component: mitochondrion; cytoplasm; peroxisome. Gene Ontology annotation, molecular function: thioredoxin peroxidase activity. The coding region runs from base 1 to 342 and encodes 113 amino acids. Lineage: Eukaryota; Metazoa; Echinodermata; Echinoidea; Camarodonta; Strongylocentrotidae. The transcript has 5 exons. The record is from RefSeq and is a predicted model, not a curated record.